AUGUCUUCAUCAUCAUCAUCAUCAUCAUCAUCAUCAUCAUCAUCAUCAUCAUCAUCAUCAUCAUCAUCAUCAUCAUCAUCAUCAUCAUCAUCAUCAUCAUCAUCAUCAUCAUCAUCAUCAUCAUCAUCAUCAUCAUCAUCAUCAUCAUCAUCAUCAUCAUCAUCAUCAUCAUCAUCAUCAUCAUCAUCAUCAUCAUCAUCAUCAUCAUCAUCAUCAUCAUCAUCAUCAUCAUCAUCAUCAUCAUCAUCAUCAUCAUCAUCAUCAUCAUCAUCAUCAUCAUCAUCAUCAUCUUCAUCGUCAAUUCUGAUGUUGUAA
Schistosoma rodhaini is the source of this 315-nucleotide messenger RNA. The record is from the annotation of a GenBank genome assembly. NCBI's taxonomy places the organism in Eukaryota, Metazoa, Platyhelminthes, Trematoda, Strigeidida, Schistosomatidae.